Molecule: messenger RNA, 1395 nt
Organism: Corticium candelabrum
Lineage: Eukaryota; Metazoa; Porifera; Homoscleromorpha; Homosclerophorida; Plakinidae
Product: tribbles homolog 1-like
Exons: 2
Coding region: 201-1148 (315 amino acids)
Biological process (GO): regulation of MAP kinase activity; protein phosphorylation; positive regulation of proteasomal ubiquitin-dependent protein catabolic process
Cellular component (GO): nucleus
Molecular function (GO): ATP binding; protein kinase activity; mitogen-activated protein kinase kinase binding
Source: RefSeq, a predicted model, not a curated record
ACCCAAACAUCAACUCGAUGACGAUGUCGCCGUUGUAUUGCCUUUAGGCACGUCACUUCUGUGUAUUAGCUGACACGCCGUGCUGAGCUAAUCGCAACAAGAGACGAAAACGACCGCCGACUCACUCAACUCACUCAAACCGACGAAAAGUGCGAGUCCCCGGGUAUUUUGACGUAAGAAAGCGCGCUGGAUAGGCUCCAAUGCUCUCGGACUGUGGCAAUGACGACGAAUCAUCAUUUUCGAACCGACUGGAGCGCGACAUAGCAGCGGCCUGCAGAGUUGGCGGGUACCUGGUGCUUGGAGCGGCACUUCCUGGUCAGUCAUUCCGCCGCGCUGUCCGUCUCGACACUCGUACGCGCUGCAGCUGCAAGUCUGUAGCACAUAUGAACCUAUUUCGUCUGCUCAAGCCGUAUUUGGAGCUGCCCGAGCACGCAAACAUCGUUCGCCCGCUCGAGAUCGUGCAGCGAGGCGAGAACGCCGAGACGUUCGUUUUCUUUGAUUUCUCGCCAAGUUUGGACUUGCACGGGCUCUUGCGGCAGCAGAAGCGACUGCGCGAGUCGAUGGCGGUCGUUUACUUCCGCCAGAUUGUCUCAGCUGUGGCUCAUUGCCAUGAGAAUCUCGUCGUCGUUCGCGACCUCAAGUUGCAAAAGUUCGUUUUCAGUGGCGACGACAGGUCUGAGUUGAAGCUGGCCGGUUUGGAUGACGCAAUCGUGUUGGAGAAGCCGAGUGAUGAUUUACUGACGGAUAAACACGGUUGUCCGGCCUACGUGAGUCCUGAAAUUUUACAGACAAACAGUGGGACCUAUUCUGGUCGAGCUGCGGACAUAUGGAGUCUGGGUGUUAUGCUGUACACCAUGUUGUUGGGAAAAUAUCCAUUCUAUGACGCCUCGCCUUCGAAUCUGUUCAAUCUGAUCAGAGAGGGACACUAUGAUCUACCAUCGAGUCUCUCGCCGUUGGCGAAGAGUUUGAUAUGCUCAAUGCUGCGACAGGAUCCAAGUAAGAGACUGACAGCUUGGGCGAUCCUACAGCAUCCCUGGUUCUUUAGACAAGACGCUCCGGGCUCGCCGACCAUUCGAGGAAAGACUGGAGUCGAUCAGAUGGUGCCCGAGCCGAUUACCUAUGGGGAUACUACCUCGAUGUUCACGUGACUGCUGUGUACACUAAGCUACCUAUGGAUUGUCAUUGUAUAUAUGGAUGUACUGCUAAUAUUGCUGUAUGGUCGCAUUGUAGGUAAACGCUCGUAAUUUUGCUAGCUCUAUUUAUUGUCCUAGCAUCCCUUGGUAUGUUAGUGGUGCAUCACUGCUGACCAGACUUAUAAUUCUCUGCACCUUGUGUAACUCGAUUGCUCCCGAUUAUCCAUGAUUUGACUAACAAGACGUGAUCACAUGGUAUUCA